GAGAGGGAGGGAGGAUCGAUAACAGGCUGAGAAACAGAAACAGGAAGGUGUGUAUGUGUGUGUGUGUGUGUGUGUGUAUGACGGCAGCUGAACGACACACAACAGGCAAAGUGAGUUUUCUCAGCAACUCACUUCUUCUGGGAGUUUAUCCGUUGGGUUGCCUGUAGAUGUGUUGAGUGUGUGUGAGAGUAUGUGAGGGAGAGAGAGAGAGAGAGCGUGUGUGUGUGUGUGUGUGACAUGCCUGAAGAGGAAUAUUAGCAACAUGAGCAUCAACAUGGAUUCCCAGCACCGGGCAGCUCUGGAUAUCUCCACCAGGAACCCUCAGGAUGAUUUUGAGCUGCUGCUGAGAGUCGGAGGAGGAACCUACGGAGAAGUUUUUAAGGCACGUAACAAGCAGAAUGGGGAGCUGGCGGCCAUUAAGGUCAUCAAGAUGGAACCAGACGAUGAUUUUUCUAUCAUCCAGCAGGAAAUUGUCAUAGUGAGGAGCUGCAAACAUCCCAACAUAGUGGCUUAUUAUGGCAGCUACAUCCGAGCCAACAAACUGUGGAUCUGCAUGGAGUUCUGUGGAGGAGGCUCCCUGCAGGAUAUCUACCAUGUGACCGGUCCUCUGUCUGAGCCCCAGAUCGCCUACAUCUGCAGGGAGAUGCUGCAGGGUCUUGACUACCUGCAUGCACAGAAGAAAAUCCACAGAGACAUCAAGGGUGCCAACAUCCUCCUCAAUGAUCAGGGCGAGGUCAGGCUGGCUGACUUUGGGAUCUCGGCUCAGAUCACUGCCACUCUGGCCCGGCGGAUGUCCUUCAUCGGGACGCCAUAUUGGAUGGCGCCAGAGGUGGCGGCGGUGGAGAUCAAAGGCGGCUACAACGAGCUGUGUGACAUCUGGUCUGUGGGCAUCACAGCCAUCGAGCUGGCUGAGCUGCAGCCGCCCAUGUUUGAUGUCCACCCGCUGCGAGUCCUGUUCCUCAUGUCCAAGAGCGGCUACCAGCCUCCUAAACUGAAGGACAAGUCUAAAUGGUCCUCCAUGUUUUAUAACUUUGUAAAGGCCAUGUUGGUGAGGAACCCGAAGAAGAGACCCAGCGCCUCCAAGUUACUCACAAACAUGUUUUUGACCCAGCAAGGCCUGAACCAGGAGCUGACCCUGGACCUGCUGGAGAAGUAUCGCCACCCUGAGAAACACAAGCCCUGCCUGGUGACGGAGGACGACGAGAUGGAGGUGACAGGGUCUUUGAGGAGGAUCCAGUCCGUCAACAAGCACAACCAGGCCGAGAGGACCAACUCCGACAUCAGCUUGGAACAGAUUUACACUCGGAGGCCUGUGAAGAAAGAAUCACCAAACACAACAUUACGACCCUUGCUGGGAUCCAGAAGCAAGAGUCCAGUGAGGGACCAGGACACCGACUCGGACGACGACUAUGACGACGUUGAUAUCCCUACGAUGCAAGGCACCAGGCUCAUAAUGCCAACUAAUGAAACUCCACCUCCACUUCCUCCAAAGAACCAGAAAAGGAUUAAUUGCCAACCCAAAGCUCGGACCAGCUCAGAGGAAAGCAUCGCGGGGGAGGACGACCGGGCGAGGAAACCCUGCUCUCUGCAGGCCCCCGUCCCCCUCACCAGGACCUCCAGCGAGACGCAGGUCCGACCUACGCCCCGGCCACGACACUCACGGCACUCAGAUCCUGCGUCCUGCCCUGUCCAGCUAAAUGACAACCCUGCAGACAUGGUUCCUCCUGAGCUCCCCCCUAAAGGAAUUCGCAGGCGGCAGCCCACAUCCAAGGACCCUGCUGAUUGCAUCAGCCCCGUCAUGAAGAAACCUCCCGUGUACUUUAAAAAGAUCUUCCAUGGUUGCCCUCUUAAAAUAAACUGCUCCACCACCUGGGAGAACCCGGCUACCAAAGACCAGCAUCUGAUCCUGGGGGCGGAGGAAGGGAUUUACACCCUCACCCUCAACCUCAGCGGCACAGAGGCCACGAUGGAGCUGUUGUAUCCAGGGAAGUGUACCUGGGUCUACACCAUCCAUAACGUGCUCAUGUCUGUAUCAGGUAAAUCCUCCCAGCUUCACUCCCAUUCGCUGAAGGAGUUGUACGAUCAGGCGCGGAAAGACCAGAGGAUGGUUUCGACUCACAGAUUGUUACCAAGGAAAUGUGCGGUGACGUCUAAAGUACCCGAUACCAAAGGCUGCAAGACCUGCGCCGUCGCAGGAAACAUGCAGGGAGGCUGCGUGUUCCUGUGCUGUGGUCUGGAGUCCAGCGUGGUGCUGCUGCAGUGGUACGAGCCCAUGCACAAGUUCAUGCUCAUUAAGCAUUUUGACUUCCCGCUGCCCAACCCUCUGCGGGUGUUUGAGAUGGUGGCAGUGCCCCAGCAGGAGUACCCGCUGGUGUGUAUCGGGGUCUCUCGGGGGUACAUCCCCAACGUGCCUGUCACUGUGGAAUACAUCAACCUCAACUCCAACACAUCCUGGUUCACCAACUCUGGCCUGGAGAGACCUUGCCCAGAUGUAGUUCAAGUAAACCAGUUGGACAGCAGCUCCCUGCUCGUCCUCAUAGAGAGGUCAGUACAUAUAGUCGGUCUGGAGGGGGAGCUGAAGAGCAACAGGACACAUGAGAUCACCUUCUCUCACGAUGUUGAGUCUAUAGUGUAUUUUGAGGACACGCUGCUGUCAGUGUGGCGUCACGGCUGGCAGAGGAGAAGACAAAGUUUCACCGAGGUGCUGGAGGAAAUCACCGACCUGAGAAAGAUCUACAGACUGGUGCAGUCCGACAGGAUGGUCGUCUUGGAGACACGUCCGACCGAUGACCCGGUGGGGCUGUCCAACCUGUACGUCCUGGAAAUCGCUGAGAACUAUGUCAUGCUGCCCUGACUCUCCUGUCCGCUGGCACAGGGCAUCAUGGGAAACUCCCACUAAUGCCUCCAUGCAGAACUUUCAUCAUUACCUCUGAGGGAUCAUGGGACGCCACAGUGUUUAAUUUUCUAAUGGGAAAAGAGGAGAUAUGUCAGAAAGAAAUGAUGGCAGGAUGUUGUCAAAUCCAUGCUGACCCACGAGGAUUGUUGUGUUGUUGCUUCUAAUCUGGGCGAUUUCAACGUGCAAGAUCCAGAACGACCUCCAGUAUCCAGACACAUGAAGACACAGGAAGGUCCUCUCAUACUUAAGAGGAGCGUCUCAGUUGAUCACAGCAACAGCAGCCGCCUGCAGGGAUUGAAAAAUUUGGCUUCCAGACUAUGCCAUAUAUACAAGCAUGAAGGACUGGAUGGACUGUAGUUUGUAACCUGGGUCUGUAUUUCACAUAUGCACACGUCUCACUGCUGUUACACUGUAAUAAAAUUAAUAAACAAAA
Molecule: messenger RNA, 3329 nt
Organism: Etheostoma cragini (Arkansas darter)
Lineage: Eukaryota; Metazoa; Chordata; Actinopteri; Perciformes; Percidae
Product: mitogen-activated protein kinase kinase kinase kinase 5-like
Exons: 33
Coding region: 263-2854 (863 amino acids)
Biological process (GO): protein phosphorylation
Molecular function (GO): ATP binding; MAP kinase kinase kinase kinase activity
Source: RefSeq, a predicted model, not a curated record